GUACAUUGCUUUGAACCAUUGCUUGUGCAGUCUUCAUCAGUUCACCUAGAAGCGUGCUGUUCAAGUGAAAGGCACUGUGUGUGUGGGGCACCAUUGUUAAGAAGACUCUUCACCCUUCCCGAACAAAGAAAACCCAUCAAGAUUCCUCUCAAAAUUAUUGUUUUUUUCUUCUGUUUUAAGCUAAGUAUUUGGGCGAAAACAGAGCAGAAAUCAAAAUUUUUUGUGGGGUUUGGUUAUUGUUGAUUAAAGAUUAAAAAGCAAGAAGAUUUGAUAUGGGUUUAGUUUGAGGGGUGAAAGUGGUGAAUGGGAUGCUGAAAAAGUUAAAAAAAGAUUGAAUUUGAGGGGUGAAAGUGUGAAUUUGGUGUGGAAAAGUUGAAAAAGAUUGGAUUUUGAUUCACUCUGAGGGUUGAAAGUGGUGAAUUUGGUUUGUAGAAUUGAAAAAGAUUUGAUUUAGAGGGGUGAAAGUGAAAGUGGUGGUGCAAAAGUUGAAGAAGAUUUGGUUUGGUUGAUGGGAAUUGGUUGUAACAGGGGAAGGAAGGGGGGGUCAUGAGAAAGUCUUUCAAAGAUUCACUUAAAUCCCUUGAAGCUGAUAUUCAACAUGCCAAUACUCUGGCAUCAGAUUAUCCAAGGGAAUAUGAUGGUGGUUGCCUUCAGAUGAGGUUAUCAUACAGCCCAUGUGCUCACUUCUUUCUGUUUUUUGUUCAAUGGAGUGAUUGUAAUCUUGCUGGUGCCCUUGGCUUACUCAGAAUCCUUAUUUAUAAGGCGUAUGAGGAUGGGAAGACAACCAUGUAUAUUCAUGAGCGCAAAGCUACUAUCAAAGAAUUCUAUGGUGUUAUAUUUCCAUCUUUAUUGCAACUUCAAAGGGGGGUCACUGAUAUUGAAGAUAGGAAACAAAAGGAACUUUGUGCAUCCAAGUACAAAAAAGAUGAGAUGAACAAAGGCAAACUAUCCGAAAUUGAAAUCGAGCGCGAGGAAGAAUGUGGGAUUUGCUUAGAAUUGAGUACCAAGGUUGUCUUGCCCGAUUGCAACCAUUCUUUGUGUAUGAAGUGCUACACAAAUUGGCGUGCUCGAUCUCAGUCAUGUCCAUUCUGCCGUGAUAGUUUGAAACGGGUGAACUCAGGUGACCUAUGGAUUUACACUUGUCGCUAUGAAGUCAUCGAGUUAUCCACAAUUGCAAGGGAGAAUUUGUGGAGGCUUCUUAUGUAUAUUGAGAAGUUACCUCUUGUGGUUGUGGAUCCUGUUACUAUUUCUUAUGACCCUCGGUACCGAUGAGGGCGAUGCGGUCGCUUAUUAGUCAUUAUUGAUUUGUGCAUAUAAUUUGCUUAUUGGUAAUUAUCGAUUUGUUUAUAUAAUUGUUGUUUGAUUUGGGCGUUUCGAUGUAUCCUCUCCAAGUGAAAAGUGAUGGCCGAAACUAGAAUGAUGUUACUAUUGUGGAAGUUGUACAUUGUUUAAGAUUUGAACAGUUUUCUUUCUUGAUUGGUAUGUAUAUAAUUUACUUCUUUUAUUUUA
Molecule: messenger RNA, 1509 nt
Organism: Helianthus annuus (common sunflower)
Lineage: Eukaryota; Viridiplantae; Streptophyta; Magnoliopsida; Asterales; Asteraceae
Product: E3 ubiquitin-protein ligase AIRP2
Exons: 5
Coding region: 547-1272 (241 amino acids)
Biological process (GO): protein ubiquitination
Cellular component (GO): cytosol
Molecular function (GO): ubiquitin protein ligase activity
Source: RefSeq, a predicted model, not a curated record